Molecule: messenger RNA, 893 nt
Organism: Peromyscus eremicus (cactus mouse)
Lineage: Eukaryota; Metazoa; Chordata; Mammalia; Rodentia; Cricetidae
Gene: Rpl19
Product: ribosomal protein L19
Exons: 6
Coding region: 222-812 (196 amino acids)
Biological process (GO): translation
Cellular component (GO): cytosolic large ribosomal subunit; ribosome
Molecular function (GO): structural constituent of ribosome; RNA binding
Source: RefSeq, a predicted model, not a curated record
AUGCCGUCUGUGUUUUAAAGUCUAAAACCGAUUCUCGACCUUAAGCAUCUGUGAUCACAAAUUUUUAGGAAGGACGUAAGUGAUUCUGAGACGGGAGAAGGUGAGAGAGCCGAGCGGAAAUGCAGACAAACGUGGAGCGGGGCUUGGGCUCUCCCCUUCGCAGAUAAUGGGAGGAGCCCGCGACCAGCAAGCUCUUUCCUUUCGCUGCUGCGUCCGCAGCCAUGAGUAUGCUCAGGCUACAGAAGAGGCUUGCCUCUAGCGUCCUCCGCUGUGGGAAGAAGAAGGUCUGGUUGGACCCCAAUGAGACCAAUGAAAUCGCCAAUGCCAACUCCCGUCAGCAGAUCCGGAAGCUGAUCAAGGAUGGGCUGAUCAUCCGAAAGCCUGUGACUGUCCAUUCCCGGGCUCGAUGCCGGAAAAACACUUUGGCUCGACGGAAGGGCAGGCAUAUGGGCAUAGGGAAGCGGAAGGGUACUGCCAACGCUCGGAUGCCUGAGAAGGUGACCUGGAUGAGAAGGAUGCGGAUCCUGCGCCGACUUCUCAGGAGAUACCGUGAAUCCAAGAAGAUUGACCGCCAUAUGUAUCACAGCCUGUAUCUGAAGGUCAAGGGGAAUGUCUUCAAAAACAAGCGGAUUCUCAUGGAACACAUCCACAAGCUGAAGGCAGACAAGGCCCGCAAGAAGCUCCUGGCUGACCAGGCUGAGGCUCGCAGGUCCAAGACCAAGGAAGCCCGAAAGCGCCGGGAGGAGCGUCUCCAGGCCAAGAAGGAGGAGAUCAUCAAGACUCUGUCCAAGGAGGAAGAGACCAAGAAAUAAAGCUUCCCUCGUGUCUGUACAUAGUGGGCUGCCUGUGGCCUCAGGUGGAUCAGUCAUUAAAAUAAAAGAAGCCUUUGUCUG